Molecule: messenger RNA, 1401 nt
Organism: Solanum dulcamara
Lineage: Eukaryota; Viridiplantae; Streptophyta; Magnoliopsida; Solanales; Solanaceae
Exons: 4
Coding region: 1-1401 (466 amino acids)
Source: RefSeq, a predicted model, not a curated record
AUGUCUAUCUUUUUGUGGUUCAUUGGAGGAAAGACACCCUGUGAGUUAUUAUAUCAGCAUUCCCCUAACCUUGAUCAUUUGAGAGUGUUUGGUUGCUUAUGCUAUGCCAUUAGACUUCCAAAAGGGGACAAGUUUGCACCUAGAGCUAGCAGGGCAGUAUUUUUAGGAUAUUCAGAAACUCAAAAGGGAUAUAAACUAUAUGAUCUAGCUAAGCAAAUUUUCUUUAAAAGCAGAGAUGUUUCAUUCAGAGAACAUAUAUUUCCUUAUCAUGAAGGGAGUUCAGCAACUAAUAUUGAUAUGUUUGAAUUAACUCCUUCAAUAGAGUCCACUCCUACAUGUGUCCAGCCUAUUAUGUUAGAUCAUCCAAAUGCUCCUAUCCAAUUCACUGAGUGUCAUAUUAAAAAUAGUGUAAAAUCAGCACCAACAGAUAAUAUUGGUGUUGAACUAGGUGUUGAAGCUGUUGUACCAGCAGUUAAGGAAUCUAUACCUUUAGAGGUUCAUGCAGAAGUUCCCACCAAAUUAAGGCCUACCAGGAAUACUAAGCAGCCUACUUGGCUCAAUGAUUAUGUUACCGCUUCACAACCUUUUAGACCAUCUGCAAGUUGUACCUAUCCUAUCUCAGAUUAUAUAGACUAUUCUCACUUGUCUUCUCCUUACCAAGCCUAUUUGACUACCUUCUCCUCCACUACUGAACUUAAGUCAUUCAUAGAAGCCUCUCAGGAUAACAGGUGGGUUGAAACAAUGACUGAUGAGAGUAAUGCUUUAGAGAAUAAGGAUAUUGUAAUAAUUCUGGUAUAUGUUGAUGACCUAUUGAUUACAGGAAGCAGUCAACAGAUGAUAGAUGAAGCUCAACAGACUCUACAUGACAGAUCAGCUUUUACUCCCAUGGAGAUGAAUAUGAAGCUUACUACAGUGGAGUAUGAUUCAGGAAUGGGUAAAAGUGAUGAUCCCAUUCUAGAUGAUAUUUAUUAUUGUCAGCAGUUGAUUGAUGCGACUUUGAAAGCAGUUUGCCCCAACACUAGAAGGUCAGUAACAAGAUAUGUAAUACAGCUUGGUGAGUCGCUAAUUUCAUGGAAAUUCAAGAAGCAACACACAGUAAGUAGGAGCUCAGCAGAAGCUGAAUACAGAAGCACGACAGGAGCAGUAGCAGAGAUCAUUUGGUUGGUAUGGCUGCUCAAGAAACUCAGGGUGAAAGUCACUACACCAGUCAGGCUAUGUUGUGAUGGCAAUUCAGCCAUACAGAUUGCAUCCAAUUCAAUUUUUCACGAGAGAACCAAGCACAUAAAAAUCGAUUGUCAUUUUGUAAGGGAAAAACUCAAGGAGGGCCUGAUCAAGACAGAACAUGUUGGAACUAGAUCUCAGUUGGCAGACUUGCUUACAAAAGGAUUGGGAUUGGCAUAG